AUGCUCGCCGGCAUGGAAGACGAGCGCCUGUUGGCUGAGGGAUCCGAUGAUGAAUACACUGGAAUCACCCCAAAUGUGCAGCUGCCAGAUCUUUUAGAACGUAAGCGAAGACGGCGAAAAGGUGCCAGUGUGAUAGCUGCGGCCGUCGUCAUCGCAUUUGCAAGCUUGUUCAUGCACAAUGCCUUCGGCCUUUCAAGCGCAUCCAUGGGAGCGCUCUCGUAUAAUUUUCACAUCGCUGUCGAAGAAGUAGCAGGCUACCACGGCGAAGUAGUCGCAGCCACUCUAUACGCUGCUCAGGCGCUUGGCAGCCGCGUAUCGCUAUUCCGUGACUUUCUUGGCGCCGAGCUAGAUGCUAUUGUUGGCGCAUACUACCGAGGCAGUAAUCUUCCGACCCGUGCGCUCAUCCCCAUGCUCGGCUAUGGUCCUUGGACAAGCCCGGUCAUUGAUCUCAGCGCCCAAAGCAUCCCAGGGCCGCCCUCGGUCAAGCAUGCCGAGCUAAGCGCUGAAAACAAUGUCACGCUUGGCGCCUACUUUUCAGCCCAUCCUAUCAAUGUAUUGCUGCUCAGCUCAUGCUCAGAAUCUAUCGCGUUUCAAGUGAUAUGCACUAUACACCAUGCUGAUCGCUUCACUUGGGGCGACAAAUUUUUCGGACUUGAGCAACGAGGCGCUCUGAAAAUUCUCACCCUUAAUAAGGCAGCUCAGACUUUUGCAUACGAUCGCUCAAUGUCAUACGCUUCUACUGCUGGCAAACACGGCGGUCUGGACUUAUCGUUCGAUUCGGUUCUCAUUCGAGCUUUCGCGCCCAUUUUCCCUGUACCGGGCUUGCCAAGUCGGCCUAUGAACGUCGGACUUGACUCGGUAGUCGUACAAGGUGGACUUAGUCAAGCGAAACGUGACUAUGCGGGCAUAUUCAGUGACAUACAAGGCUUUCUUCAAGAGGAUGCGUCUCGCUGGGGCUAUCGCUACGAUACUGCCACGGGGAUGUACGAAGAAGAUGCCACAGUGACGCAGCCAUUCAAAAUACAUCUUAUCGGUAGUGGCCGUCUCGCAGUGCCGAGCAACAUAAGUAAGAUAGCGAUCGUUCAGUCUGGCCUAAAUUACAUCGCCUUCUAUCGCCUCAUCAAUUCUGCGCAAUUGCUUCUACCGGCUUUCAAUCUCGAAGGCUACAUGACUACGAUGGCAUCAAGUUCUAUCGCUGCCGGCGUGCUAGCGAUGACACCCGUGCUGGCAGACAAUCGUAUCAUGCGCGCCUAUUCUUACCUCAAUGAGCGCAACACAGUCAUAAAGCCCUUCGACAUGUCUGACAUGCAAGCGGUCAAACGACUCAAGUUUGGCGAAAGUCUGGUGGAAGGACGUCCAAAUGCGAAGCUCGGGCAAUGGCGAGAAGACUACUGGCAGUUAGAUGUGCCUUCAGCUUGGGCGGAUCGGAACCAUGCGGGCUAUGCGCGAACGCAAGCUGACAUUGACGCUGCCACACGCGAUAUUCAUCGCCAAAACCGCAAACACCUGACAUACACAAUCUUUAAUUGA
Messenger RNA from Mixia osmundae IAM 14324, 1530 nucleotides. RefSeq lists its product as uncharacterized. The record is from RefSeq and is a predicted model, not a curated record. Lineage: Eukaryota; Fungi; Basidiomycota; Mixiomycetes; Mixiales; Mixiaceae. The transcript is spliced from 6 exons. The coding region runs from base 1 to 1530 and encodes 509 amino acids.